AUGGCAAGAGUUGACCCACACAACACUGAAUUGCGUUGGAGUAUUGUUAUUUCUCGCAGGCAAUAUCAAGUUCCUUGGCCAAAUUCCCUAUGGCACCUGGAUGACUAUCAUUCUUUGAUUAGAUGGAAGAUGGUUAUUCACGGUUGCAUGGAUGGUUAUUCCAGACGAUUUUCGAUGUGUAUGCCAUCUUUACUAUUAUAUCUUCUAUGCUAUGGAGUCUACUGGUAUCCUUGACAUAAAUAAUCCUGUUCAUCUUUUCACGCUGCACUUAAUUUUUAUUCCAAGGAUUAACAAGGUACUGGAUGAGUUUAGAGAAGCAUUUAACCACCACAAGGUACGCACAGAAAGAAACUGUUCCCCAAACCAAAUGUGGAUAAAUUGAAUGUUUCAUCCUGAUAAUCCACUGGCGCAUGCAGAGCUAGAUGCAGAGCCACGUGAUUUGGAAAUGACCCAUAUGGAUCAUCUUCAGUUGGAAGUGAAAACAAUGUAAUUGUUGAAGCAGUCCACUUGCCGCAUGAUAAUUUGCUAGCAUCAUUUAUUCUUGAAACAAUCGAUCCCUCGCAACAAUCUCAUGAGAUGGGGGUAGACAUUUAUACUGAAGCCUUAGAACUGGUAGUACUAAAGAUUGACGAACUAACAAACCCUUAAUGAACAUUUUGGUACAUGUCUACAUGAAACAUGUCUUAAACCACUCGAGCAGAGCAGACGUGUAUUUUUGAACUCCCGGUACAGCAGUUCGUGUAUAUAAUCCGUAUAGAAUCGUGAACAUAGUGAAAUAGCUUAUAUAAUCAAGCAAGAUGCAGAGUCUUAUCCACGACUUAUCAUUCAGCAAUAGAAAUAAACUAAUUUGGACAGGCUCUUUUGAAGCACUGCAGCAGUUUGUUCAAGAAGUAUUAGACCUGAACGAAGGAGAUUGGACUUCUCCUGGCGCCGAUGCUAAGCUGUUUGUAGCCAAAGGAAAAGACGUUGCAAUAAAAUGGUACGCGAAAUCCCAAACUGUCUCUGUCAGCGGGCAUGAUCGAGAAAAUGUCGAAGACAGAUUAAAAUCAGUAGCUUCUAUGGCGAAGAGUUUAUCCGAUGUAAAAAUUCCGAAGAACAAACGAAAGACCGCUUGCUCGAAACUACGUUGGAGACUCUUAACAAUAAGCUUCAGACCUUGGAGGAGGGGAUCAGUUCUAAAAUGUCUUCCGUCACUGACAUACUGCUAGUUCACUCCAAAGAAUUGAGAGAACUGAAAAACCUCGACUCUGACACUGAAUUGUCAUGGCUGAGAAAGGAAAAUGCCAGACUAAAAGACGAGAACGAAAAGAUAACCGAACGCGUAAACAACUUAAGCAUUGUGCUAGCUGAUUUACAAGACAAAGCCGCACGGGCUAAUGAAGAGAAAGCCAGUCUAAUGACAAGUAUCCGGCUAUUGUUUAAGGAUUUGGAAUCCACUCAACCAAUAAAUGUAAAUCACCUUGAAACUCCUCAUGACCAACAACAAGCUGUUUUGGAAUGUUCUUCAGAUACGAAAGACACAAACAGCGAACAUGUGGUCACUAUUCCAACAAAAAACAGUUUUUCACCCCUACUUGUUGAAGAAACAAAUACCAACGACAACGAAACCGAUGCAGACAAUGAAAACAACAGGCGACAACGGAGAGAUUCUGCUACCCAAACGGUGAAAAAAGAUCACAACAGCCACAAAAAGCCAAAAGACAAGCCCGCAUAUGAGCAAAGAGCAGGCUCGGAGACAGGCCAUCGUCUUAAUGUGGCCAUUAUUGGAGAUUCCAUGGUGAAACAUCUAAACCCCUCCAAGUUGCGUAAAGGCACAAAGCAUAAUAUCAACGUGCAAACCUUCAGUGGAGCCAAUGUUGCUGAUAUGCGUUAUUAUGUGAAACCAGCAAUAUCAAGAUCCCCUGACUAUCUGCUCCUACAUGUUGGAACUAAUGACUUAAAGCGACAAACCCCUCAACAAAUAGCUGGGUCAAUUUCUACGCUUUGCCAGGAAAUCGUAAAGGAAUCACCAAAUACUAAGAUUGUAUUAUCGAAAGUUAUAACCAGAUCUGAUGACUCAAGCCUAGAUUCCAAAAUCAAAGAACUAAAUUGCAAACUAUCACAGGUAUGCCAUAAUAAUAAAUGGGGUGUAUUAAAUCAUACCAAUAUUACAGCAGAUCACUUGAAUCCUUAUGGUCUCCACUUAAAUAAGCAAGGAACAGCCAAGUUGGCCAAGAAUAUUAUAGAUCAUUUCAAAAACUUAAAUUGACAAACGAACAAUCAAAAUAAUAUUACUCCCUCAGAUGAUAGUAAUAUACAGAGGUUUAAUUCCAUUGAAAACGAUAAUGCCAAUAAUGCUAAUAGCCCUCUGGGUAAUGAUGUAAAUAGACAACAAUCACACGCUAGCGGCUCUCUCUUUCCUAAACUUAAAGGUUUUAAAGUAUGUCAUCUAAAUAUAGCAAGUUUGAUAAAACACUAUGAUGAGCUUUUGCUAUAUAUGCAAAACAAACUUUUUGACAUUAUAACGCUUAACGAAACUAGAUUAGAUAGUAGCGUACUAAACGGUGAAAUUGAAAUUCCUGGUUAUGAUAUUGUUAGGCGUGAUCGAAACAGAAGCGGAGGAGGUGUUGCAAUGUAUAUUAGAAGCAACAUACCAUACACCAUUCGCAAAGACCUCUUCCCUGAUAAUUUAGAGUUGAUUUGCGUAGAAAUUAAAAAAUUUAAAAGUAAACCUCAGUUAAUUACAACAUGGUACAGACCACCAAAUUCCAGCGUUGAGCUGUUUAGCGAAUUUGAAAAUUUUUUAAAACUACUUGAGGACGAAAAUAAAGAAAUUAUCAUAACCGGAGAUCUCAAUUGUAACAUUCUUGAGCAGAACAAAAGUUUGCCUACUUCUAAACUAGUUGACCUGAUUGACAUUUAUCAAUUACAGCAACACAUACA
Molecule: messenger RNA, 2922 nt
Organism: Paramuricea clavata
Lineage: Eukaryota; Metazoa; Cnidaria; Anthozoa; Malacalcyonacea; Plexauridae
Source: the annotation of a GenBank genome assembly